AUGGCGGCAAGGAGGGCGGAGGACGAGCCACCGCCCUUCACCCAUGAGGACAAUCGCCGCUUCCUCCAGAUGCUCCGCGACAAGAAGCAAAUGCUGGGAAUCGGCAGCCCCAAGGUGGAGGUACAGUUCCAGGACCUCACCGUGGAGACUCACGUGCGCAUCGGCCGCCGGGAGCUGCCGACGCUGCCCAACUGCGUCGUCAACGCCGCCCAGGAGUUGGCAUCACAUUCGCACAUGUGCACACCAAGGAAAAGAGCGGUCAAAAUUAUAAAUGGAGCAAGUGGAACAAUUCGACCAUCAAGGAUGACACUUCUACUGGGAGCACCUGGUUCCGGGAAAACAACCUUUUUAAAAGCAUUGGCAGGAAAGCUGGAUUUGUCUUUGAAGCGCAAAGGAAAGGUCAUGUACAAUGGAGAUGAAGUGAAUUCCUCAACACCACAACACAUGCAUGCUUACAUUAGCCAGUAUGAUCUUCACCAUGCUGAGAUGACCGUCAGAGAGACGAUUGAUUUUGCAUCCAAUAUGUUGGGAACCGAUAACGAAUUCGAGAUAAUCGGAGAAGCAGCAAGAGGAAAAAAGGAUGUCGUAAAUGAAGUGGACAAAAAUCUUGACUCAUUUUUUAAGGCCACCACAUUUGGAGAAGGAAGAAACCUUACAAGAAACUACAUUAUAAAGAUACUUGGUUUGUCAGAGUGCACAGAUACUCUAGUGGGGGAUGAAAUGAGGAGAGGCAUAUCUGGAGGCCAAAAGAAAAGAUUGACAAUCGGAGAAAUGCUAGUUGGUCUAGCGAAAUGCUUCUUUAUGGAUGAUAUUUCAACUGGUCUUGAUAGCUCCACGACGUAUGAGAUCAUAAAAGUUAUACAACAAAUGGCUCAUUUACUAGAUCUCACAGUGGUUAUUUCCUUGCUUCAACCUCCUCCUGAGACAUUGGAAUUAUUUGAUGACAUAGUUCUUUUAUGUGAGGGCCAAAUUGUAUACCUAGGUCCUCGAGAAAAUGCUACCGAUUUCUUUGAGAUUAUGGGAUUCAAAUGCCCUUACAGGAAGAAUAUAGCUGAUUUCCUUCAAGAGGUGACCUCUAAGAUGGACCAAAAGCAAUAUUGGAUUGGUGACCAACAUAGGUAUCACUACCAUUCAAUUGAAAAUUUUGCAGAAUCCUUCCGUUCAUCCUAUCUACCUCGACUUGUACAAGACAAACUUUUAGUGCCAAAUAGUAGUAGAGUAAAGAGUGCGGAGGUAAAAACUAGAUUAGGUAUGUCCAGAUGGAAUAUCUUCAAGGCAUGUUUUUCAAGGGAAGUACUACUUCUGAAAAGAAACUCCCCAAUACAUAUAUUCACAACCGUACAAAUAACUAUCCUUGCUUUGGUGAUAUCGACUAUUUUCCUUCGGACAAAUAUGAACCACAAAUCUGUACUUGAUGCCAACAAGUAUGUCGGAGCUCUCUUUAUUGCUGUCAUGCUAGUAAAUUUCAAUGGCAUGAUUGAAAUUGCAAUGACAAUAAAGAGACUUCCCACUUUCUACAAACAAAGAGAGUUAUUAGCAUUGCCAGGAUGGGCACUCCUUACUCCAAAUUUCCUUCUUAGUAUCCCAAUAUCACUUAUGCAGACAGGUCUUUGGACUAGCUUAACCUAUUAUAUGAUUAGCUAUGCACCUUCCUUUAUCAGAUUCAUGAAGCACUUUUUGGUACUUUUUUCCAUGCAUCAAACAUCAAUGGGCAUGUGUCGUUUGUUAGUAGCAAUGGCAAGGACGCUAGUAAUGGCCAACGUGCUAGCAACCACAACACUUAUAGCAAUCUUUAUAUUUGGAGGCAUCGUCAUUUCAAAAGAUGAUCUCAAACAAUGGUUACAAUGGGGAUAUUGGACAUCACCAUUCACCUAUGCGCAAAAUGCAAUCUCCUUAAAUGAGUUCCUUGGUGAACGAUGGGCUACAGAAUUUCAUUAUGAAAAUGCUAAUACGAUUGGUGAAGCUAUCCUCAAGAUCAGGGGUUUUCUCACGGAGUCGCACUGGUAUUGGAUUUGUGUCGGCAUUUUAUUUGGAUUUGCGCUCGUCUUCAAUGUACUCAGUAUAUUUGCCCUGGAGUUCUUGAACUCGCCACAUAAACGUAAUGUUCACACUGAUGCCACGGACACAAUGAUGGAGUGUGAAAACAAAAUAGUUGAAACUCAAGAUGCAUCAAUUCUACAAGGCGUCCUUCCAUUUCAGCCUCUUCCCUUUGCAUUCAAUGCUAUCAAUUAUUCCGUCAAUAUGCCUAAGAGAUGA
Triticum turgidum subsp. durum (durum wheat) is the source of this 2256-nucleotide messenger RNA. NCBI's taxonomy places the organism in Eukaryota, Viridiplantae, Streptophyta, Magnoliopsida, Poales, Poaceae. The record is from the annotation of a GenBank genome assembly.